Messenger RNA from Bolinopsis microptera, 1769 nucleotides. RefSeq names its product ammonium transporter 2-like. Gene Ontology annotation, cellular component: plasma membrane. Lineage: Eukaryota; Metazoa; Ctenophora; Tentaculata; Lobata; Bolinopsidae. Gene Ontology annotation, biological process: ammonium transmembrane transport; ammonium homeostasis. Gene Ontology annotation, molecular function: ammonium channel activity. The transcript has 12 exons. The record is from RefSeq and is a predicted model, not a curated record. The coding region runs from base 77 to 1561 and encodes 494 amino acids.
AUGUUUAAACGCACUCUUUAUUGUUUUUAGUUAACCCGAACCGUUGUGUAAUACCACGUCACCUGUCACUAAAAGAAUGAGCCUGACGUUUAAGGACGGGACGGUUCUGGAUUUCCAGAACCAGGAUGCACUUCUUGAGUACAUUAGGGUAACAGCAGACACAGCUAGUACUGCUUACUCCAUGGACACCUUCUGGCUCAUCAUCUGUGCUGGAAUGGUCUUCCUUAUGCAGAUGGGAUUUGCUUUGGUGGAGGUUGGCACUGUCAGGAUAAAGAACACUAAGAACAUUCUGGUAAAGAACAUGCUCGAUGCUUGUAUUGGAGCUCUCUCUUUCUGGCUUAUUGGUUUCGCUCUAGCUUUUGGAGACACCACUUCCGGAUUCAUAGGAACGAACGGUUUUGCAUUAAAAACUUUAGACAUGCGGCGAGGAGGAGAGUUCAAUGACAGACCUUACCAAGGAAAAAAAUACGCUCUUUUCCUCUUCCAGUGGGCAUUUGCUGCCACAGCAGCUACUAUAGUUUCUGGAGCUGUGGCAGAGAGGUGUAAAGUAAUUGCUUACUUUGUUUACUCCUUUGUACUGACUGUGUUCGUCUACCCUGUAGUAGUACACUGGGGAUGGUCCGACAACGGUUGGGCCUCAGCGUUUGCUCCGAAGGAAGACAGAUUGUUCGGGGUGGGAGUUAUAGACUUUGCUGGAAGUUCUGUUGUCCACAUGGUCGGAGGACUGACCGCUCUGAUUGGUGCUAUCUUCCUGGGACCUCGCUCCGGUAAAAUUGUUGAGGGUAAAGUUCAAACCAUGGUCUUCCAAUCUUCUACUUUUCAAACUCUGGGGACGCUAGUUUUAUGGUUCGGAUGGUAUGGGUUUAACUGUGGCAGUACUCUUACCAUAGCUGGUGCUGCAUCAGAUGUUGCUGGUAAAGUUGCCGUUACAACUACCAUAGGAGCUGCCAGUGCUGGUGUAACAGCAACUCUGAUGGGGGUUAUUUUCGAGGGACAUAUCAAUAUUGGCAGAACAAAUAAUGGAAUUUUGGCGGGACUGGUGAGCAUCACAGCUGGUUGCUCUGUGGUAGAUGUGGAAAUGGCAUUUCUUAUCGGAGUUAUUGGCGGCAUCGUCUAUUACUCUGCUUCAAAGCUGUUAACAUGUCUACACAUUGAUGACGUAGUGGAUGCCUCCCCAGUUCACUUGUUCUGUGGAAUAUGGGGUACCAUAGCUGCAGGGUUGUUUGCAAAGCCAGAGAAUGUGGAAAUGGCGUAUGGUACUGGCAGUUGUGGUCUUUUCUAUAAGUGCGAUGGAAAUGGAGGCAAACAGUUCGGAGCAAAUUUAGUGUUUAUCCUCGCAGUUAUUGCAUGGGUCGGCAUUUUCGCUAUCAUCAUCUUCAGCAUCUUGCAAAUACUGAACAUGUUACGAGUAUCAGAGGAGACGGAGAAAAUGGGUCUGGAUGUAAAGGAGCACGGUGGGGCCGCGUACGAGGUGACAAGGAAAUCUCGUUUCAGUGGGGGGAACUACAAACUUUCCACUCCAGAGGUUGUAGUGAAUAAAACAGCUAGCAAAGACGUGUAGAACAAUAUCAUGUGGCAUCAUACUCGUAUAUUUUCCUUACUGUAUCUUGUUCUUUUUUAUUCUUUUAUUACUAAUGGUAGAUUUUAAUUGUUGAUAUUGUUUCAAAAUAAAUUCUGCCGGCAGAACUAUUACUUUAUUAGUUUGGCUUCAUUUUAUUUCAUCUCAAUAAAAUUUUUCUAACUAAGGUUUUGUCAAAAUCACAAAAUUG